GGCGCGGCGCUUCCUCCCGCUCCCCGCCCGUCGCUUCCGCGCGUUGCGGCCGCGGCCGCUCCCCGUCCUCCCGCCUGGGGCCGUGCUGGGCGGCGGCUGCGGCGGGGCCCGCGCCAUGGCGGCGGAGCGGGGGGGCUGCUCCCUGGACGCGGUGCCGCUGCCGCCCGAGGUGCGCGAGAGCCUGGCGGAGCUGGAGCUGGAGCUGUCGGAAGGAGACAUCACUCAGAAAGGGUAUGAAAAGAAAAGAGCAAAGCUGUUAGCACGGUACAUACCACUAAUUCAAGGUGUGGAUCCAUCCCUGCAAGCAGAGAACAGAGUGCCAGGCACCUCGCAAGCUACUGCUGCUGUGUCUAAACAGCAGAAAUCACGUUCUACUAACUCAAGGGAUGAGCGCUUCCGAUCUGAUGUCCAUACUGAAGCAGUACAAGCAGCUCUUGCGAAAUACAAAGAGAGAAAAAUGCCCAUGCCUUCCAAGAGACGGUCUGUUCUUGUGCACUCUUCAGUAGAAACAUACACACCUCCAGACACAUCGUCAGCAUCAGAAGAUGAGGGCUCGUUACGUCGGCAAGGGCGGAUCACCUCCACUCCGUUCCAGAGCCAUUCCAACGUAGAGCCCUGGCUUAACCGUGUUAUUCAGGGCUCGUCCACCUCAUCCUCUGCAUCCUCCACCUCAUCUCAUCCAGGAGGGAAACCUGCUGCUGCUUCCAAUACUGCUACUGCCACCGCUGCUGCCACUGUGCUUGCAGAUCUCAUGGCACACACCCAGCUAGAUAAUCACUCUGCACCUCCUGAUGUAACCACUGGUCUGGUGGAACACUUGCAUCAUGAGCGACCACAACUAGCAUCAGUACGAGGAGUUCCCAGAGGCUACAACAGCAGCAUUUUGGAAACUGCAGAUGGUGUCCCAGUGAAUAGCAGGGUGUCCUCUAAAAUCCAGCAGCUUCUAAAUACCUUGAAAAGACCAAAGCGCCCACCUUUGAAAGAGUUUUUUGUUGAUGAUUUUGAAGAACUGCUAGAAGUGCAACAGCCUGACCCAAAUCAACCAAAGCCUGAAGGAAAUCAGAUGAGCAUUCUUAAAGGUGAACCUUUAGGUGUGGUAACCAACUGGCCACCUUCUCUGCUGGCUGCCCUGCAGCGCUGGGGAGCUACGCAGCCGAAAUCCCCAUGUCUGACUGCUUUGGAUACAACUGGGAAAGCUGUUUAUACACUUACCUACGGCAAACUGUGGAGUCGGAGCUUGAAGUUAGCAUAUACCCUGCUAAACAAGCUAACCACUAGGAAUGAACCACUGCUGAAGCCUGGAGACCGGGUAGCUCUUGUAUUUCCUAAUAGUGAUCCAGUUAUGUUUAUGGUGGCUUUUUAUGGAUGUCUCCUGGCAGAACUUAUUCCUGUCCCAAUAGAAGUUCCACUAACCAGAAAGGAUGCAGGCAGCCAGCAAAUUGGAUUUCUUUUGGGCAGUUGUGGAGUAACACUAGCUUUAACCACUGAUGCUUGUCAAAAAGGCCUUCCUAAAGCUCAGACUGGUGAGGUAGUUACGUUCAAAGGUUGGCCUCGUCUCAUUUGGUUUGUGAUUGAUGGGAAACAUCUGGCAAAACCAGCUAAGGACUGGCAUCCGCAAGUACGGGAUGCCAGUGCUGAGAUUGCUUAUAUUGAGUACAAAACAAGUAAAGAGGGGAGCACAGUGGGCAUUACUAUAUCUCAUGCUUCCAUGCUGGCACACUGUCAUGCAUUGACUCAGGCAUGUGGCUAUUCAGAAGCUGAAACACUAACAAAUGUCUUGGAUUUCAAAAGAGAUGCUGGCCUUUGGCAUGGAGUACUAACAAGUGUUAUGAACAGGAUGCAUGUCAUCAGUAUUCCCUAUGCGCUAAUGAAGGUUAAUCCACUUUCGUGGAUACAGAAAGUCUGCUCAUACAAAGCCCGUGUCGCAGUAGUAAAAUCACGUGAUAUGCACUGGUCACUUUUGGCUCAGAGGGAUCAGAGAGAUGUCAGUCUAAGCUCUUUACGAAUGUUAAUAGUGGCAGAUGGAGCUAAUCCAUGGUCAAUAUCUUCUUGUGAUGCGUUCCUGAAUGUAUUUCAAUCCAGAGGUUUGAGACCAGAAGUAAUCUGCCCCUGUGCUAGUUCCUCAGAGGCACUAACUGUUGCUAUUCGCAGACCUCCAGAACUGGGUGGGCCUCCUCCAGGAAAAGCAGUGUUAUCUAUGAAUUGUCUUAGUUUUGGUGUGAUAAGAGUGGAUACAGAAGAGAAGUUGUCCAUUUUAACAGUACAGGAUGUUGGUCAGAUUAUGCCUGGAGCAAAUGUUUGUGUCGUGAAGGUGGAUGGGACUCCUUAUCUGUGUAAAGCUGAUGAGGUUGGAGAAAUAUGUGUGAAUUCAGGUGCAACUGGAAUGGCAUAUUUUGGCCUUCUUGGAAUCACCAAAAAUGUGUUUGAGGCCAUUCCAGUGACAGCCACCGGUGUGCCUGUUUCAGAUCAACCCUUUAAGACAGGAUUACUUGGCUUUGUGGGUCCUGACUAUUUGGUGUUUGUGGUAGGAAAAUUGGAUGGCCUAAUGACAGUUAGUGGUCGCAGACAUAAUGCAGAUGAUGUAGUAGCCACAGCAUUAGCAGUAGAACCAAUGAAAUUUGUCUACCGGGGAAGGAUAGCAGUUUUUUCUGUGACCGUUUUGCAUGAUGAUCGAAUAGUGCUUGUGGCAGAGCAGCGCCCUGAUGCAUCAGAGGAGGAUAGUUUUCAGUGGAUGAGCAGGGUUCUACAGGCAAUUGAUAGCAUUCACCAAGUGGGCGUCUACUGUCUUGCCUUGGUGCCAGCCAACACUUUGCCAAAGGCACCACUUGGAGGAAUUCAUGUUUCAGAAACCAAGCAGCGCUUUUUAGAAGGUGCUCUGCACCCUUGUAAUGUCUUGAUGUGUCCACAUACUUGCGUUACUAACCUGCCUAAGCCUCGACAGAAACAACCAGAUGUUGGUCCUGCUUCAAUGAUAGUAGGAAACCUUGUUGCUGGAAAGAGAAUUGCACAAGCCUCAGGGAGAGAUGUUACCCAGUUGGAGGAUAAUGAUCAGGCAAGAAAGUUCCUGUAUUUAGCAGAUGUUCUUCAGUGGCGAGCUCAGACAACUCCAGAUCAUCCCCUCUUCUUGUUGUUGAAUUCCAAGGGCACUGUAACUAGUACUGCAUCAUGCAUACAAUUGCACAAGAGAGCAGAGAGAGUGGCAGUUGCACUGAUGGAGAAAGGACGACUGAAUGUUGGUGACCAUGUAGCCCUAGUUUAUCCUCCAGGCAUAGACUUAAUAGCGACUUUCUAUGGCUGCUUAUAUGCUGGCUGUAUACCUAUCACCGUUCGCCCACCUCAUCCACAGAAUCUUGCUACCACUCUGCCCACUGUCAAAAUGAUUGUAGAGGUCAGUAAGUCUGCAUGUAUACUUACCACACAAGUGAUAAUGAAACUUCUGAAGUCCAAGGAAGCUGCGGCAGCUGUAGAUAUUAAGACUUGGCCCACUAUUUUGGAUACAGAUGAUAUGCCGAAAAAGAAGCUGACUAAUAUUUUCAGACCUGCAUCUCCAGAUAUGUUGGCAUAUUUGGACUUCAGCGUGUCUACUACUGGCAUAUUAGCAGGAGUAAAGAUGUCACAUGCAGCUACAAGUGCCUUAUGUCGUUCUAUAAAGCUACAGUGUGAGCUAUACCCUUCGCGUCAGAUUGCCAUCUGCCUUGACCCUUAUUGCGGUUUGGGAUUUGCACUAUGGUGCUUGUGCAGUGUAUAUUCAGGUCAUCAAUCUAUUCUUGUCCCUCCUCUGGAACUGGAGAGCAAUGUGUCUCUCUGGUUGUCUGCUGUAAGUCAAUACAAAGUGCGUGUCACUUUCUGCUCGUACUCGGUGAUGGAGAUGUGCACCAAAGGGCUUGGAACACAGACUGACAUGCUGCGGAUGAAAGGAGUUAACUUGUCCUGUGUGCGAACAUGCAUGGUGGUUGCAGGGAGACCAAGGAUUACAUUAACACAGUCUUUCUCUAAGUUAUUCAAAGACCUGGGCCUCUCUGCUCGUGCAGUGAGCACUACAUUUGGGUGCAGGGUCAACGUAGCAAUUUGCUUACAGCCAAACAGGCUGGGCAAGCUGGCUGAGCAGGGAACAGCAGGACCAGAUCCAACAACGGUCUAUGUAGAUAUGAGAGCACUUCGACAUGACAGGGUACGUUUGGUAGAGAGAGGUUCUCCACACAGUCUGCCACUUAUGGAGUCUGGGAAGAUUCUUCCAGGAGUAAAGGUCAUCAUAGCACACACAGAAACCAAGGGACCUCUGGGAGACUCGCAUUUAGGAGAGAUAUGGGUGAGUAGUCCGCAUAAUGCUACUGGUUACUACACAGUGUAUGGAGAAGAAGCACUGCACGCUGAUCACUUUACUGCUCGAUUGAGUUUUGGAGACACUCAGACCAUAUGGGCUCGGACUGGAUACCUUGGCUUUCUGCGCAGAACUGAACUUACUGAUGCUAGUGGAGAGAGGCACGAUGCCCUAUAUGUCGUAGGCUCUUUGGAUGAAACACUGGAGCUCAGAGGAAUGAGGUACCACCCCAUUGAUAUAGAGACAUCUGUAAUAAGAGCACAUAAGAGCAUUGCAGAAUGUGCUGUAUUUACAUGGACCAACUUGCUUGUGGUGGUUGUGGAAUUAGAAGGCUCAGAACAAGAAGCAUUGGACCUGGUUGCAUUGGUAACAAAUGUGGUUCUGGAGGAACAUUACCUCAUAGUAGGUGUUGUAGUCAUUGUGGACCCAGGUGUCAUUCCUAUCAAUUCCCGUGGUGAAAAACAACGAAUGCACUUGAGAGAUGGAUUUUUAGCUGACCAACUGGAUCCUAUUUAUGUUGCCUACAACAUGUGAAACCAGAAAAUCACAAGGCUAAAGCACCAAAAUCUAGGGACUUUCUGAAUAGCAUCUGAAUUCAUUUGUUAUGUUUUUAAAACUGUUGAAAAACUUAGGAAAAUGGAGAUACUAAUCUUCACAGACCUUCACUUUUCAGAUUGCAUUUAAUUUCAUAAAUCCAUUAUAACAGUUAUUGCUGUCUUAGAAUGGAGAAUUUACUGGAAUUCCUGAAGGAAACUUAUGGGAACUAUCAUGGACCAAUGUGUUUUGUUUUGUUUUUUUACAAUAAUUAUGAAUGUCAGUACUUGAUGCACUGCAUAAAGGGACAUAAGGUGGGGUGGGGAGAGUACACCAGCUGUGAGGAGGACUUUUGGAAAUAAUACUGAAAGUUGUGAAAAAACAUUUGGAGUUAACCCUCCAUGAGAUUGUUUGCAAUAUAUUGGUAGUACCUGGGUUGGGACAUAACUUUCAAGAUUGCACACAUCUCUAGCAUAUUCUCCUACUGUACUGAUAGGAAUUCUGCACAUAUUUCAGGUUUAAAAAUGCAGCCUUUUUAUUUUAAAUCACUGAUUCAUCCCUAUUCAGAAGAAACAAGUUCAUUCCAAUUCCAGAUUCAAUGUAACAAGAGUUAUGCUGCUGUUCAGCUUUUUUGUACCAAGCAAAAGCAAAUACUGCAUCUGUAACAAGGUUACAUAUUGUGCCAUGCUAAACUCUGUAAUGCUAUGAACUUUAUAAUAAAAAAUUAAUAUUCAGUUUUAACUACUUGAUGCAGGAGCCUUCACUGCUCUUGCUGUUGUAACUUCAUGCUAAAAGUUGCUUGUUUUCAUAGCAUUAGUUGUUAAUUAUGGCCCUGCAUAACACCAAGUAUUUAAGAACUCAUUCCAAAGCCAAUAGUCUCUGAAUUGUUUGUAGAAAUGUUUACAAAGCAUGAUCUUACAGUAUGUUUUCCAUGAAUAUCCUGUGCUAAAACUUAUGAUAGUAAUUUUUUCCACCAUGGAAAAGAUAUUCAGUGUUAGGUGGAUCUGCUAAGGUACAAACCUUCGUCUUUUAGUUCAGUUUAGACAGACCUUCUGUUCAAGCUGAAAUAGCCAGGUGGUUGAGUCACACUGACUAAAUACAGUUUUGAAAUUUCUGCCUGAUCUAAUACUGCAGUGAACCUAAUUCAGAAAGAGAAUGUGAAGUUAUUCAACUACUUCAUGCGUUUGAAGGUAAGUAAGAGACUAGCAAAUAAUUAUUUUUAUAGAGUUAAUAAGGAGUUUGAGCUACGUUGUUUUUUUGUUUGUUUUUUUUUAGUAAUGCUUGGGUUUGGCAAAAGAGCCAGGUUUUUCUGCAAGGCAAUUUUGCCUGGAUCAGUGCCUAAGAAAGAUGGAUAUCAAUAUCCUGAUAAGAGGAUAUCAAAUGACUCUUGGUCGAAUGAACUAUAAAAUCUUCUACAAAGUGCUUUCAUAUAUAGUAGUUCUUUGCCCUCAUGGUGUUUGACUGUGGUGUAUUAUACAGCUGCAUACCCUACUAUGACUGUAAUUAUGUACAGCAUGUGUGUAACUUAUUGUCUAAGUACAGCAGCCUUUAGCAGUGGACUGUGGGACGCUCCUCGUAACACAACAGCUGGCAAAAAAAAGAAAAAAACUACCUAACCCCAAUUUGAAUGUUGUAGUUUUUUAGCAAAUAAAACAUUGUAAGAUUUUUGUAUUGAGAUAUUGGUUGACAGUGAGACAAGUUGCCUUGUAAAGUAAGACUUAAAACAAAAAGCAUUAAACAUUUCAAAACAGCUCUUGAAAAUCUGACUUGAUGAAUGUUGACACUUCUGCUGUUAGAUCAAAAACUAACUUGUUUACAGUACACAGUUUUCACCUGUAUUUUGGACAGUUCAGUGCUUGAAGAUCUUUUACUAAAAAAAAAAUAGUAAUCUUUACAAUUGCUUUACAAUUAAAGCAAUUAAAGAGCCUCAGUGCUGCAUUUCAUGUUUUCACUGAGUUCUGCGGGGGGAGCAGUGUACUUCACCAGAAAAUAAAAUGCUAUCUGGUGUGGCAUGAAGACUCCUCUCCUAACGGCUGAAAACUCUCCGGACUGCGUUUACGCUGUGCUGUGAGCAGGGCUGGCAAGAAGGGCGAAUGGGGGCGAGCGAGGCUUGGGGCGUUAUAGCCACGCCCCGAGGCUGGAGGGUGCCGCCCGCUCCACACCGCCACGGCUCCAUCUUGAAACCCCUCCCGCUGGGGGCGCUGCGGCUCCUCCCCAAGAUGGCUGCCGCGGCGCCGCUGCCCGGCGUCAGCAGCGGGCGCCGCGGCGCGCAGGGCGGUGCCAUGGUGCCGGCGGCGAGGCCGCACGGGUGCGAGCGGUGCGGGAAGGCGUUCGCGCAGGCCGGCGCCCUCGCCAAGCACCGCCGUGUGCACACCGGGGAGAAGCCGUACCGCUGCCCCGUCUGCGGCAAGGCCUUCGCGCUCUCCUCGGGGCUGGUGCUCCACAAGCGUACCCACACCGGGGAGCGGCCCCACGCCUGCCCGCUGUGCGGCAAAGCCUUCAUCUCCUCCUCGCACCUCGCCCUCCAUCUGCGCUCCCACACGGGCGAGAGGAAGUACAGGUGCCCUGCCUGCGGGAAGCUCUUCCUCCAGUCCUCCCACCUGGCACGCCACAAGGCCAUCCACACUGGCGAGCGGCCCUUCAAGUGCGAGGACUGCGGCAAGCACUUCGGGCGUGCCUCGCACCUCCAGACCCACCGCCGCGUGCACACUGGCGAGAGGCCCUUCAAGUGCCUGCAGUGUGAGAAGGCCUUCACGCAGAAGGCGGGGCUGGUGCUCCACGUCCGCCUGCACACAGGGGAGAGGCCCUACAAGUGCAACAAAUGCGGGAAGAACUUCCGCUCCUCCGCUCACCUUGUCUCACACCAGCUUCUUGAGUCUGGUGAGAGGAACUUCAAGUGCUCCACCUGUGGGAAGGCCUUCAAGCAGGCCUCGUCCCUCAAGCAGCACCUGAAGACCCAUGAGGUACGUGAGCCUCACCGCUGCUCAGUCUGCAGUCGAGCCUUUUCCAGGUCCUCGUACCUCCAGCUUCACAUGAGAACACACAGCAGUGAGCGGCCGUACCACUGCUUGGUGUGCAACCGGACGUAUGCCAAAAUCUCCACUUUUGAAAAGCACUGUAAAAAGCACCAGCAGGAAGAGGAGAGGUCCAACGUCAGACCUGGUUCAGUAACCACCAGGGCAAAAGCACUGGCUGAAAAAAAGACUCAAGAACUGCAGCACCAAGAUGAUGACUGUGAGCAACCUCACCAGGCUGACAUAAGACGGCAGCAGGAGGAAAGGCUGUAAGAGUUACUAAAAUGAGCUGCUCCUUGUCCUCCGCAAUGUGACUGGGGAGAGGUACUGUCUGGUUUAAUUUUUAUUGAAUGAAAAUGACAUGCUGCAGCAGGGCUCUCCCAGAGAGCAUUUCCAAAUGGACUUCUUCGUCUGACUUAGUGAUUCAGCGCAAACGCUUUUUUGGGGCAUAGCAGAUAGGUAGAAACUUGCAGAGGCUGCCUGCAGCCAGUGUCAUAUGCAGAACUCUGUGUUAUGGAAGGGCUCACCCUGUUCACGUGCCCUGGUGAAUGUUUUUACACAAGUAGCACUAUCUAACACUGACUUCCAAAGGUUUCUGAGCAACUGAAGCACCUGCUUUUACAAAGAGUGAUAAAUGGAUACUUCUGUGUAUGUGAGAAAUAAAUUAAGUUGUAGUUUCUUAAAUGAAGAUAGAUUUCAUUUGAAGAGGAAAGGGAGGUGGCACACCCACAGAAAACAGAUGGGUAAUAACAGAGGGUUUAGGAAACACGCAAGAAUUUUUCCUGUAAAGCGUGAUUUGUUUUUAAAAGCAUUGUACAUAGCCAGAAGAUAGCAACUUUGAGCCUUUUUCAUUUUUCUGUUAAUUACAAGGCUUGUACAUAGUAUCCAGAUACUGCUGCACUGCAUGUUUUAUUGUGACAUUACCAAAGCAGCUAAACUCAUCAAAUCUAAUGAGGGCAGGUUUAAAAAAAUCCAUAUUUUUUUAUUUUAGACUAAAUUAGUGGGCAUGGAAAACACCAUAACAAACAAAUGGUAAGCCCUGUUUUCUCCUGAAUUAAGAAAUUGUAGUUGGUUAAGCAAGCUGGUUACCAUACUGAGGGAAUGAUGGAAGUUGUGGUGAAAGGGUUGCUGUAAAAGCAGAAUUUUCAAAUGUACCAUUGUGUUAGGUGGGAUUCCAGUGACUACUGAAUAAUUCUGUAAACAUUAAGAAAAGCACCGUUAAUGCAGCAAUGUUCUGAGCUAGCACUUUGUACUGACUUUUUAUAAGCUUUAUGUCAUUCUAGAAACAGUACUGUGAGGCUAUUUUAAGCCUUUAUUUGUUGCUUACUAUUACCUAGGAAUGUAUUAUAGCAGAAAAAAAGGAAACACUGAGUUAAUUUUAAAUGCGUGUUCCUAAUUUUCUGUAGAGUUAAUGAUUUUUUAAAGCGAACUAUUUUUUCCCUGCUAUCCUGUGAAUACAUGUAUUUUGCACUUCAAGGAUCUUAAAACAUCUGGUUCUGGUUUCUGCAGCGUAUUCAUAACUGUGUUUUAGCAAUUUUAUGAAAGAAAAAGGGAAUUUAUGAAAGCUUGCACAUAUAAAGCAUUUAAAGUAUUGUAGUGUAUCCGGUCAGAAAUCACGUUAGUGGAUAAUAGAGCUGAAUUACAUCUAACUAGUUUACAGUUAAUGAAACUGCAACUUUUUUUUUUUUUUUUUUUUUUUUUAACUUCUUGCACUUUGGGAUUUAUUUGAUGCUGGCUAUACUAAGAUAUAACUCUUAUUGUUGAAUUAAUAUUUAUAUUUAGCUGGUUAACAUACUUUUAGUAUUUACGUGGCCAGAUACUUUAAAUGAGAUGUUUCUAAGCCAGAGUUUCUUGUCAUGACAAAUUAUAAUGCAAUUUUUUGCUACAGUCUUUAGAUGUUGUUGUGUGACCAACGUUGCUGUUUAGAAGGAACACACUGUGUUUUAUUUACAGUUCUGUUAUGCCAAUGCUGUAAAAGCAGAGUUCUAUCAUUUUGUAUUUCAAUACAUGUUAUUAUUAAAAUAAUAUACACUGUC
This is a messenger RNA of Cygnus olor (mute swan), 9905 nucleotides long. It is a transcript of the gene DIP2A, whose product is annotated as disco interacting protein 2 homolog A. Gene Ontology annotation, cellular component: cell surface. The record is from RefSeq and is a predicted model, not a curated record. Lineage: Eukaryota; Metazoa; Chordata; Aves; Anseriformes; Anatidae.